GUCGCUCCUUUGCCGCUAGACCUGCCUACCGCGGAGUCCUGCAGCCGGGCCAAAAACUAGAGCAGAUAGAGAGAGAAAAGAGGCAGAGCCGAGGGAGAAGAGGAGGAGAGAGAGAGAGAGAAAAAAAGAGAGAGAGAAACAGAGAGAAAGAGAGAGAGAGGGAAGCCGGGGGUGGACCGUUAAUUUCAUCCACACACCGUCUUGAAUGCGUGGCGGAGCGGAGCUGCUGUAAACCAUCAACCGCGGAGAGGACCGGGGGCACAUACGACACCAGCAGAGAGCCUCCUUACACACACGGCUUUAUCGAUAUACGUGUUUAAUAUGGAUCACUAUGACGGAGAAAUCGAUUACAUGCAACAGGAAGACGACUGGGAUCGGGAUCUGCUCCUGGAUCCUGCAUGGGAGAAGCAGCAGAGAAAGACAUUUACAGCGUGGUGUAACUCUCACCUGAGGAAAGCAGGAACGCAGAUCGAGAACAUCGAGGAGGACUUCCGGGACGGACUGAAACUCAUGCUGCUGCUGGAGGUCAUCUCAGGCGAACGCUUGGCAAAACCAGAGAGAGGCAAGAUGAGAGUCCAUAAGAUCUCCAACGUUAACAAAGCACUCGACUUCAUUGCCAGCAAAGGAGUGAAGCUGGUGUCGAUCGGAGCAGAAGAGAUCGUAGAUGGCAACGCUAAGAUGACCCUGGGAAUGAUCUGGACCAUAAUCCUCCGCUUCGCCAUCCAAGACAUUUCUGUGGAAGAGACAUCUGCCAAAGAGGGCCUCCUGUUGUGGUGCCAGAGGAAGACUGCGCCCUACAAGAAUGUCAACAUCCAGAACUUUCACAUCAGCUGGAAAGAUGGUUUGGGUUUCUGCGCACUCAUUCAUCGACACCGUCCAGAGCUCAUUGACUACGGAAAACUGCGCAAGGACGAUCCUAUGACCAACCUGAACACAGCCUUCGAUGUGGCAGAGAAAUACCUGGACAUCCCCAAGAUGUUGGACGCAGAAGACAUUGUGGGCACUGCCCGUCCGGACGAGAAGGCGAUCAUGACCUACGUCUCUAGCUUCUACCACGCCUUCUCAGGCGCCCAGAAGGCAGAGACAGCGGCCAACAGGAUCUGCAAGGUGCUGGCUGUCAACCAAGAGAAUGAGCAGCUGAUGGAGGACUAUGAGAAGCUGGCCAGUGAUCUGCUGGAGUGGAUCCGCCGCACCGUCCCCUGGCUGGAGAACCGCCAACCCGAGAGCACCAUGCAGGCCAUGCAGCAGAAGCUGGAGGACUUCAGAGAUUACCGCCGCCUCCACAAGCCGCCCAAAGUGCAGGAGAAGUGCCAGCUGGAGAUCAACUUCAACACCCUGCAGACCAAGCUGCGGCUCAGCAACAGGCCCGCCUUCAUGCCCUCUGAGGGGAAGAUGGUCUCGGACAUUAACAAUGCAUGGGGGAAUCUAGAGGGAGCAGAGAAGGGCUAUGAGGAGUGGCUCCUCAAUGAGAUUCGCAGGCUGGAAAGACUCGACCACCUGGCCGAGAAAUUCCGCCAGAAAGCGACGAUCCAUGAAGCCUGGACUGAAGGUAAGGAGGAGAUGCUGCAGGAGCGCGACUACGAGAGGGCCUCUCUGUCAGAGAUCAAGGCCCUGCUGAAGAAACACGAGGCCUUUGAGAGCGACCUGGUUGCACAUCAGGACCGUGUGGAGCAGAUCGCUGCCAUCGCAGCAGAGUUAAAUGAGCUGGGCUACUACGACUCCCCGAGUGUAAAUGCUCGCGACCAGCGGAUCUGUGACCAGUGGGACACCCUGGGAGCUCUGACCCAGAAACGCAGCGAGGCUUUGCAGAGAACUGAGAAGCUGCUUGAAACCAUCGACCAGCUGUACCUUGAGUUUGCCAAAAGAGCGGCUCCGUUCAACAACUGGAUGGAGGGCGCCAUGGAGGACCUGCAGGACACCUUUAUCGUCCACACCAUCGAAGAAAUCCAGGGAUUAAGCACAGCCCACGAGCAGUUCAAAGCCACACUGCCAGAGGCCGACAAAGAGCGCCUGGCCAUCCUGGGCAUCGAAAAUGAGAUUGCCAAGAUUGUGCAGACUUAUCAUGUGAAUAUGGCCGGCACCAACCCCUACACCACCAUCAACUCGCAGGAGAUUAACGCCAAAUGGGACAAGGUCAGACAGCUGGUGCCUCAGCGCGACCAGGCUCUGAUUGAGGAACACGCCCGGCAGCAGAACAACGAGCGUCUGCGCCGACAGUUUGCCAACCAGGCCAAUGUCAUCGGGCCCUGGAUCCAGAACAAGAUGGAGGAAAUCGGCCGCAUCUCAAUCGAGAUGCACGGCACCCUGGAGGACCAGCUGACGCACCUACGCCAGUACGAGAAGAGCAUCGUCAACUACAAGCCAAAGAUCGACCAGCUGGAGGGCGACCACCAGCUCAUUCAGGAAGCGCUCAUCUUCGACAACAAGCACACCAACUACACCAUGGAGCACAUCCGCGUGGGCUGGGAGCAGUUACUCACCACCAUCGCCCGCACCAUCAACGAAAUCGAGAACCAGAUCUUGACGCGAGACGCCAAGGGCAUCAGCCAGGAGCAGCUGAACGAGUACCGGGCUUCCUUCAACCACUUCGACAGGGACCACUCGGGCACUCUGGGCGCAGAGGAGUUCAAGGCCUGCCUGAUCAGCCUGGGCUUCGAUAUCGCCAACGAUGCACAGGGUGAGAGCGAGUUCGCCCGCAUCAUGAGCAUAGUGGAUCCCAACCGGAUGGGCCUCGUCACCUUCCAGGCCUUCAUCGACUUCAUGUCCCGCGAGACGGCCGACACAGACACUGCCGACCAAGUCAUGGCCUCCUUCAAAGUCCUGGCAGGAGAUAAGAACUACAUUUUAGCCGACGAGCUGCGCCGGGAGCUUCCUCCAGACCAGGCCGAGUAUUGCAUAGCCCGCAUGGCCCCCUACACCGGCCCCGACGGCGUGCCCGGAGCCCUCGACUACAUGUCCUUCUCUACGGCCCUGUACGGAGAGAGCGACCUGUGAACACUCUGUCAGUCGUCCUGACUCGGGACCACCAGCCUACCUGCUCUGAUCACCGCCACGUCCUCCGACUGCCCCGCCACCAAACUCCUGUCCUACUACGCUCAUUUUUUGUACGUCUCUGGCCUUAUCUUUUUGUCAUUAUCCUCUGUCUCCUCCUCCUCCUCCUCCUCCUCCUCCUCCUCCUUGUCCCACCUCUCCAGCCUCCUCACCGCUCCCUCACACUCUGUCUCCUCGUUGUAUUUGCUUCCCACGCAAUGCAGCAGCUCCCCAGGUUUACAAAAGAGGGAGAGAGAAAAUGUUUGUUUCUGUUUUUAUUUUCUUGUUGUCAUUGUUUUUCUUCAUAAAAUGAAUAAAGUUAACAUAUUUUAUUAUACUGAACAAAAAAAGGUAUUUUUCUUCACCUGAUUGAAAAUAAGAGACGAAAAUUGUAAUAAAGAAAAAUUGCUAUACUUUC
Plectropomus leopardus (leopard coralgrouper) is the source of this 3448-nucleotide messenger RNA. RefSeq names its product actinin, alpha 1 (gene actn1). The record is from RefSeq and is a predicted model, not a curated record. Gene Ontology annotation, molecular function: protein binding; calcium ion binding. Lineage: Eukaryota; Metazoa; Chordata; Actinopteri; Perciformes; Serranidae.